AUGGGUCGUCUUCAGGAAUACGAGGUCAUUGGCCGCCAUCUGCCCACCGAGGCCAACCCUACCCCGGCCAUGUACCGCAUGACCAUCUUCGCCCCCAACACCACCGUCGCCAAGUCCCGUUUCUGGUACUUCCUGCGCGGUCUCCGCAAGGUGAAGAAGGCGACGGGCGAGAUUGUCUCCGUCAAGGCCAUUGCCGAGAAGCACCCCCAGAAGGUCAAGAACUUUGGCAUCUGGAUCCGCUACGACUCACGCUCCGGCACCCACAACAUGUACAAGGAGUACCGCGAGAUGAGCCGCACCGACGCCGUCGAGGCUCUGUACUCUGACAUGGCCGCCCGCCACCGCGCCCGCUUCAGGUCCAUCCACAUUCUCCGUGUCGUCGAGAUCGAGAAGGCCGACGAUGUCAAGCGCCCUUACAUCAAGCAGCUCCUCCAGAAGGGCAUCAGCUUCCCUCUCCCCCACCGUGUCUCCAAGAUUGCUGGCACCAAGAUUUUCAGCGCGAGCCGACCUUCCACUUUUGCUUAG
Beauveria bassiana ARSEF 2860 is the source of this 525-nucleotide messenger RNA. Its product is annotated as ribosomal L18ae protein family. Gene Ontology annotation, biological process: translation. Gene Ontology annotation, cellular component: cytosolic large ribosomal subunit; ribosome. Bases 1 to 525 code for a protein of 174 amino acids. Gene Ontology annotation, molecular function: structural constituent of ribosome. The transcript is spliced from 3 exons. The record is from RefSeq and is a predicted model, not a curated record. NCBI's taxonomy places the organism in Eukaryota, Fungi, Ascomycota, Sordariomycetes, Hypocreales, Cordycipitaceae.